CGCAGCUCACAGUUGCGCGCUCCACUCCACUCCGCGCCGGCAUCUCGUGCCAUCUCAAUCACUCCUAAACACCGCCUUUCGUGGGAGGCAACAUUAGACACCGGCUCAACUUACGUACUUCGCUGUUGUCUCACAUCGUACACAUCUCUGCUAAGGUUUCCUCCAGGUGUUUCUACAUGCGCUCAAAAUAAUAACUGUGUGUGACACAAGGAGAUUCUGCCGCCGCGGCGUUAACAGGUAGCCAAGGGAACUGACAUAACUGAAUAAUUUGUUAUCGAUAUCCCAGGAACACAGAAUACUCCUAAAACUCAUCGAUCAUCCGCUGGACUGACACGCUCUCUGUAAGGAGGGAAUCUUUCUCACGGAUUUGAUGGAUGUUUGAUCGGUUGGUGAUGCCAAUUUAUAUCAUCGACCGGAAAUUUCCAGAGACACCUGGUGAGUUUCUACAGGCCACCCCAGAGGGAGAGCACACCAUGGCCGACAACAACACUCAGAAAAAAAAGCCCCGCUGGACCUCACUGGAGAUUGGGCUCAUUACGAUUGUAUGUCUGCUUUUUGUCAUUAUUGUGGCCCUCAUCAUCCUCUUCAUCACACAGAACGACAAAGAUGAAGUCUGCACAACAGCUGACUGCACACAAUCAGCAUCUCGACUUAUUGAGAACAUGGACCCCACGGUGAAUCCAUGCGACAACUUCUACCAGUACGCAUGUGGUGGCUGGCUAAAGAAGAAUAUCAUACCUGAGACCAGUUCACGUUACAGCACCUUCGACAUCCUCAGAGAUGAACUGGAGGUGGUACUCAAAGGAGUGCUGGAGCGAGAGGACAGUGGAAGCAGCAGCUCAUUAGCUAAAGCCAAGAUCCUCUACAAAUCCUGCACCAAUGAGAGCUUCAUUGAACAGAGAGGAGGCUCGCCUCUGCUGACAAUGCUGCCAGAUGUCUUUGAGUGGCCCAUAGCAACAGAUGAUUGGGACACCGCAUACGGAACGAACUGGAGAGCAGAAGAUGCAAUAGCCAGACUGAAUGAGAAAUAUGGAAAGCAAGUCCUAAUUAGUUUUUUUAUCGGUACAGAUGACAGAAACUCCAAUGCACACAUCAUUCAUUUCGACCAGUCCAGUCUUGGCUUAUCCUCAAGAGACUACUAUGUGUGCACUGGGGCCUAUGAAGAGGCCUGUGUGACAUAUGAGAACUUCAUGACUAACUUGGCAAAGCUCAUCAGAACUGACCGAAAACUGGAGGUUAAUGACACUAAUAUCAGAGAAGAGGUUUCUCGGGUGAUGAUGAUGGAGAAAGAAAUUGCUAAUGCAACGGACACACCAGAAGAUAGAAACAACCCAGUUCUGCUUUAUAACAAGAUGCCUCUAGAGACACUGAAUACCAACUUCACUCUAGAGUUUGAAUCCAGGGAGUUCAACUGGACUUUCUUCACUAACAAAAUAAUGGACACAGUGAACAUUCCUGUCACGGACAGAGAGGAGGUUAUUGUGUACGCCCCUAACUACCUUAAGAGGCUCAAACCUGUCCUUGCCAAGUAUACAAAGAGAGACAUUCAAAACUACAUUGUGUGGCGUUUCGUCAUGAAUCUGGUGGUUGGUUUGAGCAGGCCAUACAGGGAGACCAGGAAACCCUUCAGAAAGGCUAUCUAUGGGACCAUCUCUGAAGCAGCAGUUUGGAGGCAGUGUGCCAUCUACGUCAACAGCAACAUGGAAAAUGCCGUGGGGAGAUUGUACGUGGAAGAUGCCUUUUCUGGAGAUAGCAAAGACAUGAUGGAUGAGAUGAUUUCUAACAUCAGAGAGGUGUUUGUGAGUAACCUGGAUGAUCUAGCCUGGAUGGACGCUGAAACUAAGAAAGCUGCAGAGGAGAAGGCACGAGCAAUCCGAGAAAGAAUUGGUUUCUCAGAAAACAUAAUGAAUGACACAUUCUUGGACCAGGAGUACCAAUACUUAAGCUACAAUGUAGAUGAAUACUUUGAGAACAUCAUGAGGAGCUUGGAGUUUGUCCAGAAAAAACGCUUGAAGAAGUUAAGAGUGAGAGUGAACAAAGACGAGUGGAUGACAGGAGCUGCAGUGGUCAAUGCAUUCUACUCAUCAAACAGAAACCAAAUAGUAUUUCCUGCAGGCAUUCUUCAGCCUCCUUUCUUUGGUAAAGGUCAGCCCUGGUCUCUUAACUACGGGGGAAUCGGGAUGGUCAUCGGACAUGAGGUCACUCAUGGCUUCGAUGAUAACGGACGUAAUUUCGAUAAAGAUGGUGACCUCAAAGACUGGUGGACCCCAUCUUCGACUCAGAAUUUCCAUGAGCUUUCAAAAUGCAUCGUGGACCAGUAUGGAAGCUUCUCUUGGGACCUGGCAAAUGGACAAAAUCUAAAUGGGAAUAAUACUCUUGGGGAGAACAUCGCUGACAACGGGGGCAUUCGACAGUCUUAUCAGGCCUAUCAGAACUACGUGAAGAAGCACGGAAAGGAAGCUCCUCUGCCUGGUAUAGACCUCAAUCACGAGCAACUCUUUUUCCUCAACUUUGCACAGGUGUGGUGUGGAACACACAGACCAGAGCAUGCUGUCAACUCCAUCAAAACUGAAGUUCACAGUCCAGGGAAGUUCAGAGUUCUUGGGUCAUUACAGAACUUCCCAGAGUUUGCCAAAGCCUUCCAGUGCCAGAAAAAUGACUAUAUGGUGCCUGAAAAGACUUGCCGGGUGUGGUGAUUACUGGUGGACAGGAUGAUGAGGGUUUUAUUGAGGGCCUGUGGUCCGUAGACUCUCUCAACACUCAGUAUUAAAUCACCAUAGCAGAAGCUGUAUUCUCAACAGGGUAAGCUAGGGUCGCUAUACUCAACUCCAUCGGCGCACUUGAGCCAUACACAGAGAGGGGGAGCUGUCUCAAUACAAACCUACGUAUAAGCAACAGGCAGUUUUAGUUUGUAAGAUCGUUACCCAAUCCAUGGCUCUUACUGUUCGCAUACAAUAUGUCAAAUCUAAGGUGACGGUUAUGUAGAGGUCUUUUUUUAUCGCAUUAUGUUAAUUUCAAGUAAAACUGUGAAUUGGAAAUAUCAGUAGCAUUAAGUAUAUUCAUAUUUAUCGCAACAUCGGUAUACUGUACGUCAACUGCUUGUAUCAACAUCGGUCAUCCAGAAUAGAUUCACUAAGCUAUACGCCACACAGAUAUGCCAAGAAAUAUUAUGUGUAAUACAAUGGGAGUUGACAGUUAUUUCAAGAAAAAUGUUUAUGUAUAUUCAUUUAUUUCAAAAGAAGUGAUUUAUCUAAUUUGUAUACAGCACAAUGGAAUUUAAAAUAUCUAGACUUGUUUGUAAUUUGUGAUUUCCUUAGAAAAUUGUCAUAAGGAUCAUAAAACAUUAUACUUAAGAAACAUUUAUAUACAAUAUAUCCGAAUGUUUGAUCUGGAAAUCCCGAACUGUCUCAUGACACCAGUUACGGUGUUAGGAAAGGGGUCUGCUUACAUUAUUUGAAUGUGUUUGGCAUGCGAGUUUGUCCAAUUUUGUUUGUUUUUCAUUUUCCAUUGUAUGUGCUGGCCUUGAUUUUUGCUUGUAUGAACGGGUGUGCUUGUGACAAACAAUCUGCAGCCUCUCCAGCUUUAUCGACUAAAAACAUCUGUUGAUGUUGAAUGAAGGCUACAAGGCCAAAUUAGUUCUAUUGAGACCAAUCCAUGCACACAAUGGAUUUUUAAUGCCAAAGAUUUUUACAAUUGCGUUCUGUGAUAUUGUGUUUGUCUGAAAAAACUGAUACAGUAACAGUUUCUAAACACCUGGGCCAAACAUGCAGAAAUGCUAGCUUGUUUCAACCCAUUGUUGGGUAAAAUAUGACAAAACCAACCGUUCUGUUAUAAAGUAACUAUGGUUUAGUAACAACAACCGAUUUUGUCCAUAUUUUCACAACAAUGGUUUGAAAAAACAACAGUUUUAAGAGGGUACCCUUAGUAUAUUCAUAAGCAAUGGCACAUACUGCCAAAUGGAUUAAACUUUUUAUUUUACUUCCUUUAUUAAAGUUAUAGUUCGCCCAAAAGUAAAUAAUCAGUCAUCAUUUACUCACCUCAUGUCGUUUCAAACCUGUUUGAUUUUCCUUCUUCCGCAGAACACAAAAGAAGAUCAUUUUAAGAAUGUUGGUAACCCAUUCACUUGCAUUGGUUUGUGAAGUGAAUGGGUGCCGGUGCUGUUCGCUUACCAUCUUUCUUCAAAAUAUCUUCUUUUGUGUUCUGCGGAAGACAGAAAGUCCUUCCGGUUUGAAAUAACUAGAGAGUAAAUAAUGACAUGCAUUUUUGGGUGAACUUUCCCUUUAAAACUGAUAUAUUGUGAUUUGUUAGUGAUUAGUUACAGUUUUAAUGUUUUUGAAGAAGCGUAAGUAUUUCUUUUGGGAGGCAUUGGUUAAAUACAAAAUACAUAAAUUACCUUUUUUUUCCAGAAAGCUUUUUUGUGCUGUGUCAAAAACACCACAAUUAAAAAAAAUCAUGUUUGUCCAGUGGGCAACUUAAUGCUUUCGAACACUGCUUAGUCCAACACCACCAAAAUCUCCAGAGACAGAUAUACCUCAGAUGCCUGUAUUUAGAUACUUUGUAUGAAGCAAUCCUCUAAAGAGAAAUUUGUUUUCUUAAUAAACUGUCAAUGUAAAACCUG
Molecule: messenger RNA, 4618 nt
Organism: Triplophysa dalaica
Lineage: Eukaryota; Metazoa; Chordata; Actinopteri; Cypriniformes; Nemacheilidae
Product: neprilysin-like
Exons: 23
Coding region: 375-2696 (773 amino acids)
Biological process (GO): protein processing; amyloid-beta clearance
Cellular component (GO): plasma membrane
Molecular function (GO): metalloendopeptidase activity
Source: RefSeq, a predicted model, not a curated record